GCCGGCAACAUGCGCCCGCCGGAGAAGCCUCUGCUGCUGCCGCCGCCGCCGCCGCCCCUGCGCGUCUCGGUCGCCGCGGCCGCUUGCUGCCUGCUGCUCCUGCAGGUGGACGCGUAUUUCGGGUCAGCGGCGCUUCGCUUCUCCCCCUUUUGCGCGAUCGGGCUUGCUCAGACUUUCCGCAUGCAAUUUCCCUUACAUUUUCCCUUCCCCAAUUUUUUGGUGAGAUUUCCCCUCCCUUUUUUGCACUUACACUCCUUUUUUUGUCUGUAGUUUCUCUUUUUUGUUGUAUAAUUUUAUAUUAUUAUUUUCUGUUUUGCAUUUUGAAAUAUGCAUUUAAGCAACCUUAAAAUAUCAAUGACUUAUUCUCUUUCCGUGGCUCAUUUUGCAUACAUAAAUCCCUGCAUAUUUUUACAUCAACUAUACAAUUAUUAGUCUCUUUCCCUUUUUUUUUUUUUUGUGUGCGAUCCCGGCUCUUCUGUUUUGAAGUUCCUUCCAUUCCUGUGCGCAAAUUCUACCUUUUCCUUCUCGUUUUGCUUUUCUUUUCCUCCCUUAGCUUUCGACUUUUCUUCACUUCCUCGCCCUGCUUUUCAAAGUUCACGCGCUCCUCUUCUUCACUUUGCAUCUUGUUUUCGAAGGUCUUUUUCUUCGGUUAGCCAAUCUGCUGGGUUAACUUGCCUUGUGGAUUACAGCUUCACGACCUGGCUGCGAUCCUAAACACACUUCAAGCCAGCCCCGCAGAAUCCGGGAUCCUGCUGCACACCAGCUGCUAGGUUGUUGCACAUAGUUGAGACACUGGCUCGUGCACAUGCACUGGGAAAAUGUGGGAGCAUUGAAGGGUCCAGCCUCCUGGGUCCUGCAUGCAUUUUAGGGGUGUUGCAGAAUGAGAUUCUGUUCCUCCCCUCCUCCUGCCGCUGUUUAGUGAGCUUGUGUUUCCACUUGUAGCAGCAGAUCUCUACCAGCAGAAAUCUCUUUCAUUUGCAAAAUGCAUCGGAGCAGUUGAUAGAAAAGUGAUGUUGCUUUGCACAACAACAAUUUGGGGGCGGGAAGAGAUCUGUCAGUGUAAAUAUUCAAGACUGGAGUUUUCAAUGCAGGCGAUGUUUUCGUGCAUGCAUGUGUGAAUGUAACUGUUUUUGCACAGAGGUUGAUAUUCCAAUCUUUCCUUUCUCCAUUUUUGUCUGAAUUUGAAACCGCUUGCAUUCAACCUGGUGAUGUUUAGGGUUUGUAUGACUGACAUACAUAUUCUGGAGUUCGCUUGUCUCUGUUUAUUUCUUUUUUUAAAAAAAGCUUUAUCCAUAACUCUUGCUAGUUGAAGUAUGGGUGAGUUUGUUCUGCUGUGCUUGGGACGUAAUAUGCAGGUUGACCUGUGGAGGGGGGGAGACAAAUGUCUUCAUUAUAUUCAUCAUAGAAUUAUACAGUUGGAAGGGACCACAAAGGUCAUCCAGCCCAGCCCCCUGUAAUGCAGGAAUCUUUUGCCCAACGUGGGAUUUGAACCCAUGACCCUUAGAGUAAGGGUCUCAUUAUUAUUAUCUGUAUGUAAACAGGAGCUCUAUGGUCUGGUUUAAGAAGGGAAAUGCCCCAUUUCAAAGCAGUUCCAUGCGUCAUCUUGCAAUCAAUUGCAUAUUUUAUGUCUCUUAAUCCACAAAGAGUUCUUCACCUGCUUAUCCUUCCCUGGUCUUUCCAGUAAACACAAGGAUCACAUGGAUGCUGUUUUACAACAUCUGGGUUUGUACUGGAACGGGUGCAAAACUGAGGGAUGGACAUGUGUGUGCGUGCCUCUGUCUUGAAACGCAGUUGUGUGAAAAUCUGGGUUUCUUAAGACUUGGAUUUCAAGGGUGCAUAUUUGUGUGUUUGAAGUAUCAAAUGACUCUCCUGCUUUGGGGUGAAAAGCAUGUGAGUUCCAGCUCUUGAAACGGAAAACUUACGGUCGCACACAUAUUUGACACUGAGCUCCACUUAACUUGGCAAUACUGUCUUAAGAGUAACAUCCAUGGGAUUGUGCUGUCAACAUUCCAAUAUUCCGAGGCGAUAAACAAUGUAUAUCGAACCCUUCUUGAUGACAGCGUGUGGGAUUCUUGUUUCGUUUCUCUCUUUUUGCUUUACAUGCAAGUUUUGGAUUCUCAAAACGUAAGCUUCCAUUUUGCAAAACUAAGUUCUUAACUCUGCACUGGCAAAUGCAAGUGUUGUUGUGUUUUGAUAAAGAAAGAAAUGGUGCUCCACUGCGGGCUAUUUUUUUUAAUAUAAUGGUGGAUCACAAUAUUAUUUUUGCUGAUCUUAUUAUACUAUAUGUAUUACCUUUCAGUUCUGAGUUUGCACCUCUGCUUGAAAUGUUGUUUCUUCCAUUGCGAAAAAAAUAUCAAGCUUCCCUUUUUGCAGUCUGAAUUUUGAACAGUCAACUUCUACAUCAGGUUAGAUUAGUACAUCAGUUCUUCCCCUCUCCCCCAAACAGAACGAGGGAGCUCUGGAAAUAACACCAAAUAUAAUUAGAAUAGUCUCAUUCUUCAUUUGUAAGAAGGCCUUAAAAAUGAUUCAAAUAGACACAUGCUAUGUGAUCCAUUCAUUGGGGCUGGCUUCUGUGUUACGCCUAGAUAAGUGCAGCCUUAGGGGAAAUACUGAAUCUAAGACUGCAACCCUAUGCACACUUUAAAUAAUACUCAUUGCUUCUUAUUUCUGUGAGUAAAUAUACAAAAUUCUGAGUUUCAAACUUGGCACCCCUGGGGCUGAACCAGAAAAAACAACAACUUGUCAAUCAGAUUUCUGAGAAAGAUGUACUUUACAAAGUUGGGAAAACACUAAGAAUGUGAAAUCUUGAAUUUCAAAAGUUCAGAAUUUUGAGGUGGAUUCCAUAUGCAUGUACAAGGGUCAUCUGCAUUCCUUAUACAGUGGUACCUCGGGUUACAUACGCUUCAGGUUACAGACGCGUCAGGUUAUAGACUCUGCUAACCCAGAAAUAGUACCUCGGAUUAAGAACUUCAGGAUGAGAACAGAAAUUGUGCUCAGGCGGCAGCAGGAGGCCCCAUUAGCUAAAGUGGUGUUUCAGGUUAAGAACAGUUUCAGGUUAAGAAUGGACCUCUGGAAAGAAAUAAGUUCUUAACCUGAGGUACCACUGUACAAAGGGACGCGGGUGGCGCUGUGGGUUAAACCACAGAGCCUAGGACUUGCCGAUCAGAAGGUUGGCGGUUCAAAUCCCCGCGACAGUGUGAGCUCCUGUUGCUCGGUCCCUGCUCCUGCCAACCUAGCAGUUUGAAAGCACAUCAAAAGUGCAAGUUUCCCGGCGGGAAGGUAAACUGCGUUUCCGUGCGCUGCUCUGGUUCGCCAGAAGCGGCUUAGUCAUGCUGGCCACAUGACCCGGAAGCUGUACGCCGGCUCCCUUGGCCAAUAAAGCGAGAUGAGCGCCGUAACCCCAGAUUCGUCCACAACUGGACGAAUGGUCAGGGGUCCCUUUACCUUUUUACCUUACCACUGUACAAGGAACUUGUUUUGGCUGUGGGAAGUGAUAAGAGUGCUCCUGAGUUUGUGCAAAGUGCCUUUUCCUCACAGGCGAGUGGCUCCACUCUGCCUCCACAUACCGAGGAUUCUUCAGGAGAAAGGUUUUGUGAUUCCUGGGCAAGCUUGAGCAUCUGAACCUUUUGCAAGCAUGUGUUACCGUAAGUUGCACCCCAGAGUGAAAAGCAAGCUUGGAAACUCAAACAAGUUGCAAAGUUCCACGGGUACAACUGAAUAACCCUCAUCCUUAGAUGCACAGUGAGGGUGGGUUGCGAUAUGCACUUUCUUAAUCAGAAGCCCAGGAAUAUAGCUGGCCAUCCAUUCUAAGGCCAAAUGGAUGAAAUACUUCUGUUUGGGUGCUUUUCGCAUCCUGUGUUUUAUUAUCCUGCGAGCAGCACAUGCCAGGAAUUUAUUAUAGCCUACUUCAGUGUAAGGGACACGGGUGGCGGUGUGGGUUAAACCACAGAGUCUAGGAUUUGGCGAUCAGAAGGUCGGCGGUUCGAAUCCCUGCCAUGGGGUGAGCUCCCAUGGCUCCCAUUUCAACCUAGCAGUUCGAAAGCACGUCAAAGUGCAAGUAGAUAAAUAGGUACCGCUCUGGCGGGAAGGUAAACGGCGUUUCCGUGCGCUGCUCUGGUUUGCCAAGAAGCAGCUUAGUCAUGCUGGCCACAUGACCCGGAAGCUGUACGCCAGCUCUCUUGGCCAAUAAAGCGAGAUGAGCGCCACAACCCCAGAGUCGGUCACGACUGGACCUCAUGGUCAGGGGUCCCUUUACCUUUACCUUACUUCAGUGUAGAGUCUUAGACUGGGAAACAGAGUAUAUACUGUAUAACAUUCUUUUUAAAAAGAAAAAGGCAGAAAACAAAUGCUCUCAAGCCGAUCCUUACAAAGGCAGGCCCAAACUAUUGGUGUAGGGUGUAAGAUAGACUGUGAGUUGGCAAGUCCCUAAUUUCAAAUCAUAAAUCCAAUACAGUGGAACCUCAGUUUUCGAACGUAAUCCGUUCCAGAAGACCGUUUGGCUUCUGAAAAGUUCGAAAACCGAGGAUGAAUGGGCUGGUCGCAAAGUCAAUGGGGGGGAUGGGCGGAGAAGAAAACUCCCCGGAGGCCGUUCAACUUCCAAAAAACGUUUGAAAACAGAAGCAAUUCUGGGUUUUCGGCGUUCAGGUUCCAAAUUGUUUGGCUUCCGAGAUGCUCGAAAACCGAGGUUCCACUGUAAUUAAUCGCCUAAGGCCCCCUAAGUUCAAGACCUGUGCUCUUCCAAUAUGGGACAAAUAAUACUAGCCUGCCAUUUAAAAGGGCAGUUGUUGUAAGCAUUAAUUUGUGUGAAAUACUUGAUAAGUGCUAAAUGUUAGGUUUCAUAGUUCCUGUUCAGCAGAGGGAGCCUCAUAACCAGGCCUUUUUUUUUCAGCUGGAACUAAGUUUCGGCCCCUUUCAGGUGUGUGCCAUUGCCAUUUUAAGAGGACAUAAACAUGUAGGGCCAAGGAGGAGCCUUUCCGCAUCUGAAGUUUUGUUGUUGUUUAGUCGUGCCCGACUCUUCGUGACCCCAUGGACCAGAGCACGCCAGGCACUCCUGUCUUCCACUGCCUCCCGCAGUUUGGUCAGACUCAUGUUCGUAGCUUCGAGAACACUGUCCAACCAUCUCAUCCUCUGUCGUCCCCUUCUCCUAGUGCCCUCAAUCUUUCCCAACAUCAGGGUCUUUUCCAGGGAGUCUUCUCUUCUCAUGAGGUGGCCCAAAGUAUUGGAGCCUCAGCUUCAGGAUCUGUCCUUCCAGUGAGCACUCAGGGCUGAUUUCCUUAAGAAUGGAUACGUUUGAUCUUCUUGCAGUCCACGGGACUCUCAAGAGUCUCCUCCAGCACCAUAAUUCAAAAGCAUGAAUUCUUUGGCGAUCAGCCUUCAUUAUGGUCCAGCUCUUAGUGGUAGGUUAAGGAAGUGAUGCACAAGAAUCACAAUGGUCUGUAGAUGAGGAUGUGUUGUAGUAAGUAUUGGGUCAGACCUAGCGCUUUUGAGUUGUGCCUGAAAGCCAACAGAGCCAUCAUAAACGCUGUUAACACAAGUACAAAUUGCUCCUAGCAUAAUGAGCCUUUGGCUAAUUAAGCCGUCUUUUAAACUAUGUGUGUGGGGUAGUGGUUAUUGUUUCUGUUUGUUAUUAUGCUAUAGAUUUUUGUGUUUUUAUAUUUAAACUGAUCUUCGGAUGAAGGGCGGUAUAAAAAAUAAAUAAAAGAAACACUGGCCUGGCCCCCAUCAAACCAGAAUUUUUGCAGAUAAAACAGCCUUUUGAUGGCCUGGAGAAAAGUGAUAGCGCUUGCUCUCUCGUUACACAAAUUGAAUUGCUGCUUAAUGACACAAGAGAGGAGAGAGGCUGGUGAAAAAAAGCCGGCAACUUUCUCCUGGCAACUCGUCUCCUUUUUAAGCUCAGAGGUUGAGUUCUCUCCAUAGCUGAGAUAGAAGAAGCUUUGCUCAACUUGAUGAAACCUGCUUCUUUUGCAUUUAAAGGUACCGCACAACUCUAGAAGUGCCUGGGCAUCAUUUCCCUGGACUUAGUACAGAUUUGUAAACCUAGGUCCCGUUCCCCCCCCCCAAAAAAACGCCUUGUAUGUAUGUUUUGGAAGACUGGAGGAUUCACAGUCAAUCCUUUUGUUUAAACCUAUUUUCCUGGCUGCCCAAGUUCAUAUUUACAACCACACGUGGCAGCAUACAGUGGUGCCUCGCAAGACAAAAUUAAUCCGUUCCGCGAGUCUCUUCGUCUAGCGGUUUUUUCGUCUUGCGAAGCAACCCUCUUAGCGGAUUAGCGCUAUUAGCGGUUUAGCAGCUAUUAAAGGCUUAGCGGCUUAGUGGCUAAAAGGCUAUUAGCGGAUUAGCGGAUUAGAAAAGGGGGGGGGAAGCGAAAAAAAUCUCAAGACUCGCAAGACAUUUUCGUCUUGCGAAGCAAGCCCAUAGGGAAAUUCGUCCUGCGAAGCGCAUCGAAAAACGGAAAACCCUUUCGUCUAGCGGGUUUUUGGUCUUGUGAGGCAUUCGUCUUGCGGGGCACCACUGUACUCACUAAUACCAGGCUCUUUAGGCACUGGGUGGUACGUAACUUCGUUUUACUCAUAGCAGAACCAUUGAAAUCAUUGCACUAGGUCUCCAGCUUCUUUUGGACUACAACUCCCAUCAUCCCUAGCUAGCAAGACCAGUUGUCAGGCAUGAUGGGAAUUGUAGUCCAAAAGCAGCUGGAGACCCAAGUUUGGGAAACAGUGGACUAGUCCAACGACUAGACUAAAACUUGUUGAAUACCACCCAUUGCUCCUUACUCCUGAGCUCUCUUGUCCGUGUUUACCUGUUCUCUGUGGAAACCAGUGACCUAAGUUGAGAUUUCUACUUUGCAGCGGGUUGGGCUGGAUGACCCCGGGGUCCCUUCGAACUCUACAAUUCUAUGAUUCUAUAAUUUACUCACCUGUGAAUCCUAUCAACAAUGCUGGCUCCCAGUGUCCUCAGUUGUCCUCUUGUCUAUGUGUAGGGAUUGCCAGUGAAGACGAUGGAAUUCUGGGACUGGCAGUUCUUGAGAGCACAUGUCACUUAGAUUGGCAUGUUGUUGUUUUUUCCUCUUUGAAGCAUCAAGUCCCAUCAGUCUUUGCCAGCAUGGCACCCUCUAGUUGUAUUGGACUACAACUCCUAUCAGCUCCAGUUAGCAUGGCGGUGCUCAUGUUGACAUCCAUCAGUCUUGAGAGACAAUGGAGUGCGCCUCUGGGGAUGAAGUCAAACCAAGGGGGAAAUACGUCAAAACAGGAGGGUUUCUUAAGAAGCUGCAGGGUAUCUCUGGAUUCUGGCUAAUCCACCAGCAAUGAAAGUGUGCUCUGGAGUUUGCGUUAAGUUUUAGACUCUGCCUGCGCGUUGGCAUCCUGUUGUGUUUUUUCAGAGUCUUGGUUCUCCUCUUCCCAGAUUCGACAGUCUCUGCUCAAUACUGUUGGGGCACCUGUUUCGUUCGGUUUUUUAAUUUUUGUGGGGGCGGGGAGAGCGGCCCUAGCAGGGUCAGAAGCCACUUUUAAUUGCAGGGAAAAUCCUGGAAUGGACAGGAUACCAAAUGGGAUUUUUCUCCUUUCAGGAAGUGUACACACACACACAAACACACACUCAUCGGGACUUCUGCUAAGCAAGAAGAGGCAAUAUUCCCUUUUCCUUCCAGCUAUCAUUUCCUUAACACAAAACAAAUAUUGGUUAUUGCCUUAGGUGCCUUAUUGCCUUUGGUUGUUUAAGCAACUUAAGGGAGCAGCAGCCUUGUGACAGCUGCCUGCCUUUAAUUCUCGGAACAUUUCACCCAGCUGUUUGUCAGAAACGGUGCGUUGGUCUUCAGACUGUCGUUUUUGGGUGGAACUCUUAUUAGGUGUUUCUCAGCCACAACAAGAAACUGAGUAAUGGCAGGUGAUCUUCCGUGAACUUGUCCAUUCUUCUCCUGCAGUGCAGGAAGUUCUGGGCACCUGUGUUGCGUUCUCAGUACCUGAAGAGUGAUGAGGAUGCCUUUUAAUCCUGACCAGCACUCUCUCUGUCUGACAAACUUGCUGAGGUUGCAAAGUAGGUAAAGGUAAAGGGACCCCUGACUGUUAAGUCCAGUUGCGGACGACUCUGGGGUUGCGGUGCUCAUCUCGCUUUACUGACUGAGGGAGCCGGCAUUUGUCCACAGUCCAUGUGGCCAGCAUGACUAAGCUGCUUCUGGCGAACUAGAGCAGUGCGCAGAAACACCGUUUACCUUCCCGCCAGAGCAGUACCUGUUUAUCUACUCACACUAGUGUGCUUUCGAACUGCUAGGUGGGCAGGAGCAGGGACCGAGCAACGGAAGCUCACCCACUGAGCCCCUUGGGCUUGUCGAUCAGAAGGUCGGGAGUUCGAAUCCCUGCAACGGGUUGAGCUCCUGUUGCUCUGUCCCAGCUCCUGCCAACCUAGCAGUUCAAAAGCACACCAGUGCAAGUAGAUAAAUAGGUACCGCUGCGGCGGGAAGGUAAACGGCGUUUCCAUGCGCUCUGGCUUCUGUCAUGGUGUCCUGUUGUGUAAGAAGCAGUUUAGUCAUGCUGGCCACGUGACCCAGAAAUCUGCGGACAAACGCCAGCUCCCUCAUCCUGAAAGUGAGAUGAUUGUCGCAACCCCAUAGUCACCUUUGACUGGACUUAACUGCCCAGGGGUCUUGUACCUUAUAUAUAUAAUUGGGGCAAUCUAUUCCAGUAACAUCCAGCACGGCUAUCACCCUUGACACUUGCCUUGCUUUAGUAGGGCAAAACCACUGACUUGAUCUCAAAAGGGAGCUAGUGGGAUGGCCUGUAGUUUGAUGUCAGAACAUCUUCUUUGUAGAAAACCCAAGACGGACUUUCUGUGCCCAGAUCUCCCUAUUCCCAUCAUGCGCUGCAGUGCGGAGGUCUUGGAGCAUCAACAGGCACUGGCAUUGUAGCCAUUAUUGUGGGGUGGCAGUCACCAAUGGUGUUCGUGGGGCAGGAAAGAAAUACAGUGGUACCUCGGGUUACAUACGCUUCAGGUUACAGACUCCGUUAACCCAGAAAUAGUGCUUCAGGUUAAGAACUUUGCUUCAGGAUGAGAACAGAAAUCAUGCUCUGGCGGCGCGGCAGCAGCGGGAGGCCCCAUUCACUAAAGUGGUGCUUCAGGUUAAGAACAGUUUCAGGUUAAGUACGGACCUCCGGAACAAAUUAAGUACUUAACCUGAGGUACCACUGUAAUGGAGUUGGCACCUUGCCAGACAGCUCUGCUUCUCUGUUGUUGUUCAUUAAAUUUGUAUACCGCCCUAUAGCAGCGGUUAUAACGUAAAAUCAUAAUCUAAAAACACAAAAUACUUAAUAAAAACAAAAUCAACCCAAUAACCCCGCCCCUCCUCAACAGAGUUAUAGACAACAGUAGUUAGGCUUUUCCGCCAGCCAAAGCUGAUGGAAGGCACACCGUGCCAUGGAGGCCACCUGAGUCUUAGGUAACGGUAAAGGAUCCAGGAAUAACCCCAAGCUACUGCUGCCUUCCCAUCAAAGAGCCUUUAUGCUCCUGAGAUUAAAUGCCUUCCCCUCCAUGGUGACCAAAGGUAGAUUCUCACAUACAGUGGUACCUCAGGUUACAUACGCUUCAGGCUACAGACUCUGCUAACCCAGAAAUAUUACCUCAGGUUAAGAACUUUGCUUCAGGAUGAGAACAGAAAUCGUGCUCCGGUGGUGCGGCAGCAGCGGGAGGCCCUAUUAGCUAAAGUGGUGCUUCAGGUUAAGAACAGUUUCAGGUUAAGUACAGACCUCUGGAACGAAUUAAGUACUUAACCCGAGGUACCACUGUACUCCAUAUCAAGCCUGUCUUCUGUGCCCUCAACCACAGAGUACCAGAUUCAAUGGACCACAUUAUCUUUGAUUGCUCUCUACGCAGUAGACCUCGCCGACUGUUGCUGAGCAAAAUGUCGGACCUCCGGCCUAUAACUCGGAGAAAUCGUCAAAUGAGGUUUCUCCUGGCAGAUCGGGACAAAAGAUAUUACUGUUUUAGUAGCUUCCCUUUUAGCCACAAUUUUACCCAAAAGGGAUCCCAACGAACUAUCCUUUCAGGGAAUAGACAGGGCAAAGCAGAAUGUCUAAGUGCACACGAUCACAGUGUGGCCUUAUGGCCCUUGACAGCUUCACCCUUGUCCUUUAAUUAUCCCAGUGACCUUAAAUGUUUAUACUACAUUGGCUCCCAGUAUGUUUCCGAGCACAAUUCAAAGUGUUGGUGCUGACCUUGAAAGCCCUAAACAGCCUCGGUCCAGUAUACCUGAAGGAGCGUCUCCACCCCCAUCGUUCUGCCCGGACCCUGAGGUCCAGCGCCAAGGGCCUUCUGGCGGUUCUCUCGCUGCAAGAAGCCAAGUUACAGGGAACCAGGCAGAGGGCCUUCUUGGUAGUGGCACCCGGCCUGUGGAACGCCCUCCCACCAGAUGUCAAAAAGAACAUCAACUACCAGACUUUUAGAAAACAUCUGAAGGCAGCCCUGUUUAGGGAAGCUUUUAAUGUUUGAUGCAUUACUGUAUUUUAAUAUUUUGUUGGGAGCCGCCCAGAGUGGCUGGGGAAGCCCAGCCAGAUGGGUAGGGUAUACAUAAAUAAAUAAAUAUUAUUAUUAUUAUACUGUGGUGCCAAUAGAGGUAUUUGAUUAGAUAAUCCCAAGCUACGAACUCACUCCUUCAGAGGAAGUGCAACUCCAUCAAGAGCAGGCAGCCUCCCAGCGAUCUGGUAUAGGGUACCACCCACAAACAGUGCUUCAGUCUUAUCUGGAUUGGGUUUCAGGUGGUUGGCACUCAUCAUUAUCGAGGCAAGACACCGGUCCAGCUCUUCCACUGCCUCACCUGCAGAUGUAAAAGAGAAGAAGAGAUGAGUGACCGGGAAGGACGUCUGGAUGCCUUGUUCAAGGGUCCCUGGAGUCCACUAAGCGUGUAGAAACAACUGUCUUCUUUUGGGGUGGGGCCUGUUUUACUUCCAUAACCGAUAGAAAUCUGGGAGUGAGAUGGAUGGAGUUGCAGGGAAAAGGACUGCAGCUGUAAAAGGGUGCCACCCCGACCUAGGGCUUACAUCUCCUUGAAACUGCUACCAUCUUGAUUUGGUAGUUUGGAAAUUUACUCGUUUAAUGAUUAACCGCCGCCGCCCACUGGCCGGAAGAAGAGUUCUGGAGAGUGGAGAUGGUAGGAGCAUUCCACUGCCGGGGUUGUGGAGGGAGGGCAAGCGAUAAGCAUCUCUCUGUUGGCUUGUUCUCCUAGUGCUGGAGGCCUUUUGGCUGCACGAUGGCAAAGGCAUGCUUGAUAGAUCACAGGUUCUAUCGCACAGCAUCUUCAGGGGACAAGCUGUGUUGUGUUGGGUCCAGCAAGGGUCCAGCUUUGGGACUGGGCUUCUUGCAUUGCAAAAGAAGCGGCCGACCACCAGUUACCCUACUAAAGGGAACAUCGGGAGAGAAAUAUAAAGGGAUCAUGCUUUUCCUGCUUGCCAAGACAAACCCAGGGGCAAAUUAAUUGUGAAAAGGGGGGAAUAUGGUUUGUGAAUUUGAUUGCAGCAAAGAUUCUGUGUCCAGGGCAGCUGUCUACCAGCUCCAUCUGGUACGCAGGCUGAGGCCCUACCUGCCCGCAGACUGUCUUGCCAGAGUGGUGCAUGCUCUAGUUAUCUCCUGCUUGGACUACUGCAAUGGGCUCUACGUGGGGCUACCUUUGAAGGUGACUCAGAAACUGCAAUUAAUUCAGAAUGCGGCAGCUAGACUGGUGACUGGGAGUGGCCACUGAGACCAUAUAACACCGGUCCUGAGAGAUCUGCAUUGGCUCCUAGUACGUUUCCGAGCACAAUUCAAAGUGUUGGAGCUGACUUUUAAAUCCCUAAACAGCCUCGGCCCAGUAUACCUGAAGGAGUGUCUCCAUCAUUGAGCCCAGACACUGAGGUCCAGCUCCGAGGGCCUUCUGGCAGUUCCCUCACUGCAAGAAUGAGGUUACAGGGAACCAGGUAGAGGGCCUUCUCGGUAGUGGCGCCCACCCAUCAGAUGUCAAGGCAAUAAACAACUAUCUGACUUUUAAAGGAUAUCUGAAGGCAGCCCUGUUUAGGGAAGUUUUUAAUGUUUGAUGUUUUAUUGUGUUUUUAAUAUUCAGUUGGGGGCCACCCAGAAUGGCUAGGGAAACCCAGCCAGAUGGGUGGGGUAUAAAUAAUAAAUUUUUACUACUACUACUAUUAUUAUUAUUAUGCAGGGGGCUUGUGCAUUUUAGCUCUUCCCCCCACCCUCACAGGUUUUUCAAUCCCUGCUCCCAAGCUGCUUUCCCACUUACGGGAAUAAAAUAUGGGGGGACUGUCUUUUGGUUCUUUUGCAGAUGGCAAAGCAACUUUGCUGGGGGUCAGGGUUUUAAUUGCAAAAAAUAGCCUGUAGUGAAAAGGAACAAAUUUUGCAGACCUGAAGGCUAUGCGUUUCAUUUUAGACUUUUAAAAUUUAUUUAUAGGACCAGUCGUACAUCCUUUCAUUUGUAGCUUGGCUCAGGGUUUCGCUGCUGAUCACAGUUGUUAUUGUGCUGGCUGUAUGCUGGUGUUGUUCUCUUCAAUUGGUGAGAACGAUGACAUUGGUGACAGCGCUGGGCCCUGGUUUAAGAUUAAGCAAAGUCUUGGGGUUGAGGGAAGGAGUGGCCGGCAGAUGUGUGUUAACUUUAUUGGGUGAGCUGUUGCAAUAAUUUCCAUUGUUGGUGUUAAAGGAGUGGUGUCCUGCAUGAGUAACUGAUAUUUCCUCCCUAACUUUUCAGUCUCGUUGGCCAAAUACUUUCUUCCUCUCAACUAGGACAAUGUAAAGCUUGUGCAGUCACAGAUACCUGGUUUGGAUUCAAUAGACGCUUGUCGGUGAUGUUCAAUAUUAAUAAGCAGUAAAGGCUGGGAAGACACCAAGAAGGCCAAUUUAUUAUAUUUAUAACAUCACUCACGACAUGUCCCAGACUCCCCAAGGAAGCUAACAACAGGAUAAAAGCUAUUCAUAGCACCAAUUAAAUAUCAAGCACAGCAGCCAGUAAAAUUAUAAGGAAAAACAACCAAAGGAGGAAGAGGGCAGCAUAAAAGCCAACCGGCAAUGAGGCCAAAGGCCUGACAAAACCGGUAGUGCGAUGCCAUAGAGGAAGAGCAACAUCCUGGGGCAAGGAGUUCCAUAGGUGAGGCCGUGGGGAAAAGGUGCUUUCUAACUUUCCUGCCAAUUACCAGAAAGGUGUAGCAAGUAUGCAGGAGAACUUCCACAGCUGGCCUUAGUGGAGGGGCAGGUUGUAUUGGAGAAGAACAUCCUUUAGGUAUCCUGGUCCCAAGCCAUGCAGGGAUUUUAAGCUAACAAGCUUGUGUCUAGAAAUCUUUCGGGAUUGGUUCCUAAACCAAGCUGUGCUUGAAACCCUAGCAAUUGUGUUUUGCUUGCAGAAGCUGGCAGCUUCCAUCCAUGUAUACUGUGUUGACGUCGACCUGUCUUGAUUUGACUUAAGACGUAGAAUCAUAGAAUCAUAGAGUUGGAAGAGACCACAAGGGCCAUCGAGUCCAACCCCCUGCCAAGCAGGAAACACCAUCAGAGCACUCCUGACAUAUGGUUGUCAAGCCUCUGCUUAAAGACCUCCAAAGAAGGAGACUCGACCACACUCCUUGGCAGCAAAUUCCACUGUCGAACAGCUCUUACUGUCAGGAAGUUCUUCCUACGUAUGUGAGUCUAGCCAUGCUCUGGGCUAUCCUAUCCAGAAAAGAGCUGCUAUCGAUCAAUGUAGACAAUACGUAGCUAGACUCUGUAUAAGGUAACUUCCUAUGUUCCUAGGUGUUUUGGGUGCCACCCAUAUUCUGUAUGAUAUCAGGAGGGAUUCUUCGCCUGUAGAUACAUCUUCAACAAACCAUGUAGGUACCACCUCAUGGGAGUCAGUUGGAGGGUUGCAAUUUGGUUAUAUUUUUUCCUCCUCUAGCUCUUAAUACUGAACAUUUCCUUUAACUGGUUCCUCACAAGCCCUCAAGCUCAGCUUUAUAUUUUUAAAUAAUAUUAUAGGGGGUUUUUUCCAUAUAGAAAGUGAAUUUGUUACUCGACAAUUACAUUCCGAUUCAAGAAAACUAGUGACUUCCCGCUCACGUGACAUCGAUGUUUAUAACCCGAAUUACAUAGAAUUGUGUUUUAAGGUUCCAUUUUACCUAAUUUCAUCUUCUCAAGCACGUUUCUUAAUAUAUUCUGCUAUUUUCUUACAUUUCAAACCCUGCUGUGGUCUUCAUACAUGGGAAGUAACUUUUGAUAUAGACUAGAAAGGGUUUCCAGUCCUCUUUAAAAGGUUCUAAAUUUGUAUCUUUUAUCAGCACCGUCAAUUUUGCCAUCUCUGGAUAUUCCAAGAUUUUCAUCAAACAUUCUUCCUUGGAGGGCGUUCUCUCCUUCUUCCAUUUCUCAGCAUAGAGGAUCCUUGCCACUGUAGUCACCUACAUAAAUACCGUCAAGGCUUUCUUUGGGAUUUCAUUCUGGACACUAUUCAAAUCUUGGAAUAAUAAUAAUAAUAAUAAUAAUAAUAAUAAUGUGCUUUUUUAAAAAAAAUGUUUAGGGGUGUUCUCAAUUUCCUACUCAUAUUGAAAUACUGCCCCUCAAUAAGGCCAAACUUAGAUUCAGAAAAAAUGUUUAGGAGUAUGCGUACCCCUGCGUACCCCAAGAAAAAAUGCACUAAUAAUAAUAAUAAUAAUUCAUUCUUCUGCAUAUCAGAGCUAGUGUGUAUCUUGGGAGCACUGCACAUAUAACUACAUAGAGAGCUUUCCUAGUUCAUCUUGGCCUGCUGUAAUUUUCAGUGGAAUCGGUUCACACAUUCCCUUGCCAUUCGUCAAAUGGAGAACCACUUGAUUUCUUACUUGCAUGUGUGAACCAGACCUGUACACACCUGGGAGACAUCCCAGGGACGGGUAUAUUAUUGAUGGUUUGCCAAUGUUAAUCUGCAGCAGGGAAAUAGCUGUUGCUGGUUCUACUCUGUUUAAGGCCAUAACUUAUUUCUUCUACCCUUCAGCCUGACUGGGAAGGAAGCGCUAACUCAGUUUCCUCUGCUGGGGCCCUCGACCAACCCUGCCCACUGGAAGGCUCACCUGAAGCAAUGCGACCUGCUUCGCUUAUCCCGUAAGCAGAAAAGGCUUUGCCGCCGAGAGCCAGGCCUGGCCGAGACCCUACGGGAUGCCAUCCGUCUCGGGGUUGUGGAGUGCCAGUAUCAGUUUCGCAACGAGCGCUGGAAUUGCAGUCUGGACGGACGGGCCGACCUCCUGAAACGAGGUAUGAGUGCCUGCUUGUCAGUCAGCUUCCGAAAAUUGGGGUGGGGAGAGAAAUCUAGGCUUUCUCCGUUUGGGUCUUCCCCUUUCUCCUCACCCCCCAACACCAUCAUGGAAGAAAGAAAAGCAAACCAGGGUAGAGGUUCAAAGGUUUGCAUUUCUGAACACCUUAUGGCCAGAGUUGAUCAAGUGAUAACGUAGAACCCCCUGUGAAAACCUUUGCCAGGCUUGUUCGCUACUCUGAGCAACUAGGGUGCCUGCUGCUGUUAAAAAACAGUUGCUUAUUUAUUGCGGUUCUAUCCUACUUGUUUUUUCGGGACGCGGGUGGCACUGUGGGUUAAACCACAGAGCCUAGGACUUGCCGAUCAGAAGGUUGGUGGUUCGAAUCCCCGUGAUGGGGUGAGCUCCUGUUGCUCGGUCCCUGCUCCUGCCAACCUAGCAGUUCGAAAGCACGUCAAAGUGCAAGUAGAUAAAUAGGUACCGCUCCAGCGGGAAGGUAAACGGUGUUUCUGUGUGCUGCUCUGGUUUGCCAGAAGCGGCUUAGUCAUGCUGGCCACAUGGCCCAGAAGCUGUACACCGGCUCCCUCGGCCAAUAAAGCGAGAUAAGCGCCGCAACCCCAGAGUCGGUCACGACCGGACCUAAUGGUGAGGGGUCCCUUUACCUUUACCUUUAUCCUACUUUUUGCUCCAAGGAUCUCAUUAUUAUUAUUAUUAUUAUUAAUAAUAAUAAUAAUAAUAAUAAUACCCUGCCCAUCUGGCUGGGUUUCCCCAGCCACUCUGAGCGGCUCCUAACAGAAUAUUAAAAAUAGAAUUAAACAUUAAAAACUUCCCUAAACUUCAGAUGCCUUCAGAUGUCUUCUAAAAGUCAGAUAGUUGUUUAUUGCCUUGACAUCUGAUGGGAGGGCGUUCCACAGGGCGGGUGCCACUACUGAGAAGGCCCUCUGCCUGGUUCCCUGUAACCUCACUUCUCGAAGUAAGGGAACCGCCAGAAGGCCCUCAGAGCUGGACCUCAGUGUCCGGGCUGAACAAUGGUGGUGGAGACGCUCCUUCAGGUAUACUGGGCCAAGGCCGUUUAGUGUGGCAUGUAUGGUUCUCCCGCUCCUCAUGUAAUCCUCACAGAAACCCUGUGAGGUACGUUAAGGUUAGGCUUGUCCAAGGUCGCACAGUGAACUUCAUGGCCAAGCAGGAUUUGAACCCGGGUUUCCCAGUUUGUAGUCCGAUACCUUUGCCAUUCUUCCACACUGACUUUCCUACUCUUUCUUACUUCCUUUUCUCUGGGUUCCCUGGCUUCCUCUCCCUCAGGUUUCAAGGAAACGGCCUUCCUGUACGCGGUGUCCUCGGCAGCUCUGACCCAUUCCCUUGCGCGGGCCUGCAGCGCUGGGCGCAUGGAGCGCUGCACCUGCGACGACUCUCCGGACUUGGAGAACCGCAAGGCGUGGCAGUGGGGAGUGUGCGGAGACAACCUCAAGUACAGCACGAGGUUCCUGAAAAACUUCCUGGGCCAGAAGAAGGUCGGGAAAGACCUGCGCGCCAAGGUGGACAUCCACAACACGAACGUGGGCAUCAAGGUGAGGACAGAGGACCCACACAAUUUGCCUAGAGAGAGAGAGAGAGAGGAGUAGCAAAAGCAUAUUGUCCCUGGUUAUCCCCAAUCUCCAGCCUUCACCUCAAGAGCCAAGCUAGGCCCGGUAAUGCCAUAUCUUUGUCUUUCCCUGAGAACGAAUAUUCUGUGCUGUGUGCCUUUUCACAGUUGCACGGCGCAAGUGUGUAUUAAGCAAUAGGACACUAGAGCUUUUCUUUGGAGAGUACCAACUCUCUGCCUCAGAAUCAUUUUUCACGGCGAGGGCCAUGUUUAUCACAUGGGGAACCUUUCAAGGGACGCACGCUAGUAGUGGACAGGGUCCAGAAUAAGGGAAACGUGUGUUUUAUACAGUUAGGGUGCACAUUAACGUCUGAGUUUUUAUUUUGUUUUAUAUCUGUUGGAAGCUGCCCGGAGUGGCUAGGGCAACCCAGCCGGAGGGGGGAGGGUACAAACAAUAAAAUUAUUAUUAUAAAGAGAGAGCACACGAGAUAAAGGUAAUAACAAAAAUGGAAAAAAUAAAGAGGACUUCCGUUCAACUGUGACUAGAUUUUUAAAAAACAAAUACAGUCAUACCUUAGUUCUCAAACGGAAUCCAUUCUGGAAAUCUGUUGGACUUCUGAAAACAUUCAAAAACCAAAGCAUGGCUUCCGAUUGGCUGCAGGAGCUUCCUGCAGCCAAUCAGAAGCCAUGUCAGGAUGUUCAGCUUCCAAAAAACGUUACUUCUUACUUCUGGGUUUGCGGCGUUCAGGAGCCAAACCGUUCGAGUCGCCAGGCGUUCGAGAACCGAGGUAUGAAUGCAAAAGAGUGCACAACUGUUCAGUGGCCUCAGGAUUUUCCCCCUUUAUUCCCUCGCAGCGUUUUGGCUUUCCACUCGUGACCCUAGCAAAUGCCUGUCUUUCUCUCCCUCCCGCAGGCCGUGAAGAACGGCCUCAAGACCACGUGCAAAUGCCACGGGGUUUCUGGCUCGUGCGCCGUCCGGACCUGCUGGAAGCAGCUGUCGCCAUUCCACGAGACGGGGAAGCUCCUCAAGCUUCGCUACGACGGCGCCGUCAAGGUCUUCAGCGCCACCAACGACGCGGUGGGCCAGUCGGAGCUGGCGAGCCCCCAGCCCCACAGCCAUUUGCCGAAAGUCCCCGCCGGCCCCCGCCCCACCGACUUGGUUUACAUGGAGGACUCCCCCAGCUUCUGCCGGCCCAGCCGGUAUUCGGUGGGCACAGCCGGGAGGACGUGCUCCCGGGAGGCCAACUGCGACAGCAUGUGCUGCGGCCGGGGCUACAACAUCCAGACGCGCAUGGUGACCUUCUCCUGCCAUUGCCAGGUGCAGUGGUGCUGCUACGUUGAAUGCCAGCAGUGCAUGCAGGAGGAAGUGGUUUAUAGCUGCAAGCAGUGAGAAGCGGGCGCUGGCAAAUCUUGCGGGGAAACCGGCCUGCUCCUCCUUGGACUGCACGGAAGGCCGGCAGCUCGACUCGGUCCUCUCCUUUACAUCGGAUAUGGAAGUUAGCAAGGGGUGGGACUUGUAAGCUGCUGGAGUUCUGCAACCCUGGAUUUUACGGUUCUGUGGACCAGCAGCCAAUCUCCAGGACUGCCUCUGCUUUGGGAAGGCCGGUGCCAAGAAAAUAGUCAAGGACCUAUUCUCGUAAGAUUUCUAAGGAGCUGCCUUGUGUUUUCGAUCUAGCCUAGUCCAGGACUCUUGGCUGGGAGUGGCUGCCUGAGGUUUUGCACAGGGGGUCUUCCUCAGCCAAUUUUUCUAAACGGCAAAUGAAACUGGAACCUGAGCUGUGUAAAGCAUGGACCAAGCUGCCAGAACUUCUCUAAAACAAGGCCCAAGGGUCUGUUUUAAGACAGGGGUCUUGAGUCGCAGCUAGCCCAGGAAGAUCUGUUUCGAUGAGCUUCCAGGAGGGUGAAUGAAUGGGUUUUCCAUGGCCGCAACACAGCAUUUUCUUUGAACCAUGUGCCUCUUUCUGGGUAGCGCUGCAGCCUUUAGUCGCAGCCCCAGCUUCGGCCGAUGGCACCAUCAGGCAGCUGCUGCAGCCCCGCCAGCAGGGCCCACUGCUGAUUUCUACCCCGGCCCCCCUUUAGAGAAGCAGCAGAGCGCCUCCGUUUAAAGCUCCCACAAUGCCUGGCGUAACAUCGCUUGAGGUAAUUGUGAUAGAUCUAAACGGUUGCCCCUAGCCGGCCGGUGCUCGAUUCAGGCUACUGUUGCUGCCAGGACUCACUUGAGGUGUCUUAUGUGAGAAGGCACUUUGUCGUGCCCCACCAAAAUUUGGACCUGAUCCUGCGUGGCCCCACACGACCUGCUCAAAGGGGAACUGGGCUGUGCACCCCCAGUGGUAAGCAUCGUCUUUGGUUCUGCCCUGCAGUGGAUUUGGGGUGAGUUGUGGGGUAUCAUGCCUGAGAAGGCAGAGAUGAGUUGCUGCGUUCUUAAGGGACCCGAGCACAUACAGGAGGAGCAGAGAAUUCAGGAAGUGCGAAUGGACAAAGGCCAGCACCUGCCCCCAUUUUGUUAGGUUUUGGAAGAGCUAAGAUUUGGGGGAAGAAGAAGAAGAAAACUCUCAUAGCUUGAGUUUGCAAAUAGAAGCAUCUAUUGGGCAAUGACGGGGGGCAAACCUAGGAAUGUGGACACUAUUUCCAGUGGAACUAUUUAUAGUUGCGGGCGAGGGUAGAUGGACAGGUCCACUUGUUUUUAUGUGAAACGAGCAAAGAGUUAAAGCGGCUAAGGACUGGGCAGCUUCCAUGACAGGUCUGUCUGUAAGCCUGGGUCAAACAUACUUGCUUUCUUUCAUGUGAUUUUCUUGGUGUGUGUUUUUAAAAAGAGUGUUUUAUUGCAUUGCUUAGAUGCCGUUCAUCAUUCAUUGCCCUCACAGCCCUUGGCCUCAGCUGCCCACAAUACUGGUGUGUUUUUUUUGGUCACUUGGCUGUAGCGGCUUGUGUGAUCUUCGUUAGUGUCAUGAUGCUAAACCAGACGUGAUGUCGCAGCAACAAAGGAGUAAAACGGACCAAAAAUCUAAAGUGACCCACCCAAUAUCUGAAGGAGGGAGCCAGUUUGAUGCUGUUUUUACUUCAGCUUGAUGCUGGGGGCUUUUUGGCCUUCCCUGAGGCGGAAGUGAUAACUACCCAUAGAAAACAACAGAGAAAUCUUUACUUUUUGUGUAGCUGCGGUUGGGCGGUAACGUUGCUGCUCGGGUAACUAAAAAGAUGGGAGUUUUUGUUUUGUUUUUUAAAAAACUUUGGUCUUAUGUAACUUUUUUAACUUUUUUUUAAAAGGUUCAUGAAUAUAUAUAUAUUU
This is a messenger RNA of Podarcis lilfordi (Lilford's wall lizard), 20071 nucleotides long. NCBI's taxonomy places the organism in Eukaryota, Metazoa, Chordata, Lepidosauria, Squamata, Lacertidae. The record is from the annotation of a GenBank genome assembly.